CCUCCCUAAGCAAUGCCUUGCAGGGUCGUGAACUGCCUAAUCAAUAGAGUCGACAUGAAUGUCGACCGUAUGUGUGCUUUGCUGAGCUCAACGAUCAAUGAGCGGCGAAGCAUGAUGGAACAGUAUGGAGACGACUGGCCAGACAAGCCUAAUGAUUUGCUCCAGUGGCUCAUGGAAGCCGCAGAAGGGAUUGAGCGCGAGCCGAGGGCUCUGGCCGCCCGUGUGCUUGCAGUCUGCUUCGCUGCCAUCCAUACGUUUUCUAUGAGCUUCACUCAUGCUUUGUACCACCUGGCAGCACACCCAGAGUACACGAAGCCGCUGCGGGAGGAAGUUGAAGCUAUCGUUGCAGAAUAUGGCUGGUCGAAGGAUUCGCUACAGAAGAUGCACAAGGUCGACAGCUUUCUGAAAGAGUGUCAGCGGCUAGACAGUCUCAUCAGCUUUCUCAUAGAACGCAAGGCACUGAAGGACUUUACCUUCUUCGACGGCACGUUCAUUCCUAAAGGCAGCCACGUCUCAACCUCGAGAGUGAUGGUACACUGAACACAUAUUUUCGUUAUUGAAGACGAUGGCAACUGAAGUACCCUCGAUCUGUUUUCUCUCAUCUGCGACGUUUCAUCCAGAUAUAUCAAACGUAUGUACCUCACCAGGAUCACUCCACUAUUGCAUGCCC
This is a messenger RNA of Phanerochaete carnosa HHB-10118-sp, 670 nucleotides long. RefSeq lists its product as uncharacterized. The transcript has 4 exons. Bases 55 to 540 code for a protein of 161 amino acids. NCBI's taxonomy places the organism in Eukaryota, Fungi, Basidiomycota, Agaricomycetes, Polyporales, Phanerochaetaceae. The record is from RefSeq and is a predicted model, not a curated record. Gene Ontology annotation, molecular function: monooxygenase activity; oxidoreductase activity, acting on paired donors, with incorporation or reduction of molecular oxygen; heme binding.